AUGAACUCUUCUAUCGGAAUCGCACUCCUUCUCCUCUUCGCUUCUGCGCACUCCGACUCCGGCGUCAAACAAAGCAACUACAAUGAGCUUGAGAUCCGCGAGCAGAUCAACGAGCUCAACAAGGCCAGACUUGAGGUGGCGAAAAAAGAAAAUGUAGCAAACAUGCAUGAGGUGACAUUCGACCCAACUUUGGAGAGUAAGAUUAAAAAGAUGACUUGCGACGAUAUGACGGCUAAUGGCCCUGACUAUGUCGUUUUUGGUUUUCUCGAGAUAGUUGGAGCUGCAAUAGCAUUGAAAUCGAAAACCAAGGAAGUAGAUCUCAAAUUGCCACCGUUCCAUCCGCUCCAAACCAAAAUUGCAUGCGGAACCCGUGCGACAAAGUGCGAUGACGUAUUAUCAGAGAUAUGUCUCAUGGGACCCAAAAACUCCCCAGUUAAACCGUCGGAAAUCAAGAAAGGAUCCCCUGGAACAGGAUGCUCUGGUGGAGAUGGAUCCAGUGGAUUGUGUAUGGGAGGUGGUGUAUCAUCUGCAUCCACGCCAAUGACUCUCUUGUCUCUCGUAAUUGCUCUUAUCAUGGCAUAG
Messenger RNA from Caenorhabditis remanei, 582 nucleotides. RefSeq lists its product as uncharacterized. The transcript is spliced from 3 exons. The coding region runs from base 1 to 582 and encodes 193 amino acids. NCBI's taxonomy places the organism in Eukaryota, Metazoa, Nematoda, Chromadorea, Rhabditida, Rhabditidae. The record is from RefSeq and is a predicted model, not a curated record.